Messenger RNA from Mucor velutinosus, 447 nucleotides. Its product is annotated as Vacuolar protein 8. Gene Ontology annotation, biological process: mitochondrial translation. Gene Ontology annotation, molecular function: structural constituent of ribosome. The record is from RefSeq and is a predicted model, not a curated record. Lineage: Eukaryota; Fungi; Mucoromycota; Mucoromycetes; Mucorales; Mucoraceae. The transcript has a single exon. The coding region runs from base 1 to 447 and encodes 148 amino acids.
AUGUUGAAUAUCGUUCGUAGCUCCAGCAACGCCAAAAGAGCCACAUUCUCACUUGUUCAAAGCAGAUUAUCGUCCACAGGCGGUUCAACUGCUCCUGGUGGCGAUACCCGUCUUGAAGUCAUUCGCCGUGUGUUAUUCGAACCUGCACGCAGAGAACAGCCAAUUCAACUAGAGGGUGAAGCAUUAGAACAACAUGAGACUAUUGAACGUGCCUGGAAGCUCCACAAAAUGCGCAGCAGAGAACAAAGAGAACGCUCUCUUGAACGUCAAUUUAGGGCCAUGAACGCUGCCAUGACAGAGUUGGAAAAGACCAGCGACAGAUUAUACAAAGGUGCACUCGUCAAAAGUCGACACAUUACAUAUCCCAAGCAAGCAAAGAUCCCCACAGAAACACCAUCUACACAGGGUUGGGAUUACACAUACAAGGCUGUGGAGGAAGCCGCUUAA